This is a messenger RNA of Hemiscyllium ocellatum (epaulette shark), 6463 nucleotides long. RefSeq names its product unc-5 netrin receptor B (gene unc5b). Gene Ontology annotation, cellular component: membrane. Lineage: Eukaryota; Metazoa; Chordata; Chondrichthyes; Orectolobiformes; Hemiscylliidae. Gene Ontology annotation, molecular function: protein binding; netrin receptor activity. The transcript has 17 exons. The record is from RefSeq and is a predicted model, not a curated record. The coding region runs from base 521 to 3334 and encodes 937 amino acids. Gene Ontology annotation, biological process: netrin-activated signaling pathway; anterior/posterior axon guidance.
CUGUCGGAGGUUUUUGGAGAGAGAGAGAGAGGGAAGAGAGUGAAGUCGGAUCUGUGUCGAUUGGCAGGAGCCCAGAGCCAUCAGCGAGUGUCCAACAUCGCAGUUUUAGACCUUGGGUUUGGAGGGAGUUGUGUGUGUGUGUGUUUGUGUGUGUGUGUGUGGGUGACUCUGGGACACAGGCACACAGAGACACACACACACACACACACCCACUCCAGACUUUAAACUCGGAAUGAUGAGAACACACAACUUGGGAUUUCGAAGUCACCGGGAGAAAUUGAAAACCUAAAGACUUCUUGCCGCUGUAUCUCUGGAAGAAAUUUAUAGGAUUUCUCCUGCAAACAUUUGCUAUUUUAAGUUGAUUAUUUCUGUGAGGCAACGGAGGGAGAAGGCUGUGUGUUUUGUUUUGAAGAGAUCUCCCAUUCUUGCUGCUCCUGCAUUUUCGAAUCCGUGUUUAUUUCUGCAUUGGCCUUAAACAGAGAGAGAGAGGGAGAGAGGAGCUGUAUCCAACGCCUUCAUCAUGCUCUCCCCUCGGCCACACCGACUGCGGGCUCUCGCUCAGCUGCUGUCGCUGUUUCUGUGGAUGGUCAGCCCGGGACAAGCAGGAUCCGAAUACAGCGAUCUGCUUCCCGAGAGUUUCCCGUCUUCACCAACAGAGCCACUUCCACGAUUCCAAGUGGAGCCAGAUGAUGCCUAUAUCGUCAAGAACAAGCCAGUUGUCAUGGCCUGCACCGCUACACCAGCCACCCAGAUCUACUUCAAGUGUAACGGGGAAUGGGUGCACCAGAAAGACCAUGUGACUGAGGAGAACGUGGAUCAGAUCACAGGACUAGUGGUCCGGGAAGUUCACAUCGAGGUCUCUCGGCAGCAGGUGGAAGAGCUGUUUGGUUUAGAAGACUUCUGGUGUCAGUGCGUCGCCUGGAGUGCCUCUGGAACGACCAAGAGCAGGAGAGCAUAUGUCCGCAUUGCCUACCUGAGGAAGAACUUUGAGCAGGAGCCACUGGGAACAGACGUGUCCCUGGAGCAUGAGGUCCUGUUGCAAUGCCGUCCUCCAGAAGGAGUCCCACCAGCAGAGGUGGAGUGGCUAAAGAACGAUGAAGUUAUCGAUCCAGUGCAAGACUCGAACUUCCUCCUCACCAUCGACCACAACCUGAUCAUCAAACAGGCCCGCCUUUCCGAUACGGCAAACUACACGUGUGUGGCCAAGAACAUUGUGGCGAAAAGGCGUAGCACCACGGCCACGGUGGUUGUAUACGUGAAUGGUGGCUGGUCGACCUGGACAGAGUGGUCUUCGUGCACUAACCGCUGUGGCCGGGGCUGGCAGAAACGGACAAGGACGUGCACCAACCCAGCACCCCUUAACGGUGGGGCCUUCUGUGAGGGUCAAACCUUUCAGAAGAUCGGCUGCACCACCAUGUGCCCAGUCGACGGCGGGUGGACAGAUUGGAGCAAAUGGUCAGCCUGCAGUACCGAGUGCACCCACUGGAGGAGCCGUAAAUGCACCGAGCCCUCACCCAGAAAUGGAGGCAAGGAUUGCAUUGGUCCUGUUCUGGAGUCCAAAAACUGCACAGAUGGCCACUGUAUGCAGAAUAAAAAGCUUUUAAAUGAACAAAUAAGCUCUCCGAUGAGGAGCAAGGGCGACGUUGCCUUGUAUGCAGGGUUGGUGGUGGCUGUGUUCAUCUUCCUGGUUAUAAUGCUGGUGCUCGGUAUCAUCGUAUACAGAAGGAGCUGCCGGGACUUUGACACUGACAUCACCGAUUCCUCUGCCGCACUCACUGGAGGUUUCCAGCCCGUCAACUUCAAGACGGCCCGGCAUGAUAAUUCCCAGUUGUUGAACUCGUCAAUACAGCCUGACCUGACAGCCAGCGCUGGCUCAUACCGGGGACCCAUGUACACUCUCCAGGACACAGCUGACAAGAUUCCCAUGACAAACUCCCCACUCUUGGACCCCUUGCCCAGCCUGAAGAUCAAAGUAUACAACUCCUCGACGACCACCUCCAUGCUGGUGGGUGAGAUGGACUCAGGCACAUACCCUGGAGGCAACAGCAGCGACAGCAAUAUUACCAUGAACAUGAGGAACAAAGCCCUCAGCUCCCAGCACCUGGGCACCAUGCCCAGAGACCCUGGAUACAGUGCCAGUGGAACCUUUGGCUGUCUGGGUGGACGACUGACAGUGCCCAACUCAGGUGUCAGCUUAUUGGUACCACAGGGAGCAAUCCCACAGGGCAAGUUCUAUGAAAUGUACCUGAUAAUAAACAAGAGGGAAAACAUGCUGCCCCCAUCUGAAGGUUCACAGACGGUCCUGAGUCCAAUGGUGACGUGUGGCCCAACGGGCAUGUUGUUGUGUCGGCCCGUUGUCCUCAGUAUCCCUCACUGUGCAGACAUCUGCGGAUCUGACUGGACCAUUAAAUUCAAGACACAGACUCACCAGGCGGCAUGGGAGGAGGUGGUGACACUGGAAGAGGAGAAUUUAAAUACCCCCUGCUACUGUCAGCUGGACCCCCAGUCCUGCCACGUUUUGCUUGACCAGUUGGGCACGUAUGCCCUUGUGGGGGAGUCUGCCUCCAGGUCAGCCAUUAAAAGACUCCAGCUCGCCAUAUUUGCACCCAUCUCAUGCACAUCUCUGGAGUACAGCCUUAAAGUGUACUGUGUGGACGACACUCCAGAUGCUUUAAAGGAAGUGCUGGAGCUAGAGAGGACUCUGGGAGGUUACCUUCUUGAGGAACCCAAGACACUCCUGUUUAAGGACAGUUACCACAAUCUCCGGCUGUCCAUUCACAAUAUCCCCCACUCGCUGUGGAGAAGCAAGUUGCUCGCCAAAUAUCAGGAAAUCCCAUUUUACCAUAUUUGGAGUGGUACCCAGAGAGCAUUGCACUGCACCUUCUCAUUGGAGCGAUACAGCCUGGCAUCCACCGAAUUCUCCUGCAAAAUCUGUGUCCGACAGGUGGAGGGGGAAGGUCAGAUAUUCCAGCUACAUACAACCAUUGAAGAGAAUGCCAAAUGUGUUAGUCCUUUCCACACGCAGGGUGGCACCAACGUAACCACACAGGUCGGCCCUUAUGCCUUUAAGAUUCCAUAUUCCAUCCGGCAGAAAAUCUGUACGAAUUUGGAUGCGCCAAAUACCCGAGGGAAUGACUGGAGGCUUUUAGCUGAGAAGCUGGGGGUGGACAGAUAUCUCACCUAUUUUGCGACAAAACUUAGUCCGACUGGCGUCAUCCUGGACCUGUGGGAAGCCCAGCAUCAGGAUGAUGGAGACAUCAACUCCCUCGCCAGUGUCCUCGAGGAGAUGGGCAAGAGUGACGUGAUGGUAGUCAUGACAACAGAAGAAUGCUGAAAGAUGGAUAACUUUACAAUGUAGUGAUGGAUCCCCAGCAUCCAUGGCAACUGUUACAGAAAUCCACCUGCUACUGCCUGCAGCACCAAGCCAAUUAGGAACGAGUAGCAAUUUUUACAUGAGAGCUGAAGAUGUCAUAUUCGAUCCAGACAGAAAAAAAACCCUCUCUCCUCUCAAAAGCUUUGGGCAGCUUGUAUAACGUUAACAGUUUCUUAGGAAACGAAUUUAAUUUAUUGUCCAUAUCUUUGGAUGCUCUUUUUUUUUGUUCGCUCCUAUGUUGAGACUUUGUAUAAAAACCUGAGGAUUUGUUUACAUUCACAGCCAAUGUAGACAUCCCUCAAAAUCCCAGUGCACAUGUUAUACAAAUCAGAACAGGGAGAGGAAUCCAACUGAGUUGCUCAACAAAACUAUACGAGAGGAAGAGGAUGAAUUGUGAAUGUUGGAGUCACAGAGUCAUGUUAAUGCCUUUCACAAGGACAUGGACAGACAAGGACAUCCAUUCAGGUUUCUCACAAGCCAUGACUGCAGAAACACAACUUGGAUCUAAAAGUGGUUUUUAAAGCUUUUCUCUCUCUCUCUCUCUCUCUUUGAUACAAGCUCAUUAGUUCUGGUUGAAGAUGGUAGUGGUUGAGCUUGUUCUGCAUUCACUGUCCACAAUGUCACAACAGCGUUUCCAGUAAGUUACUCAGUAAGUGCAGAGGAAUGUUGUUUGAUGGUUAGUGGGCAUUCACCCAGUAACAUCAACUGUGAUAAUUUCCAGGCUAGCAACCAGCAUUUCUGCUCAAAGGAUUUGUUCAUCUACUGCAGUUAUACUGCUGACCUCCUGCCUCUUUCCCCUUCACCACAUUGCCCUAGCUCUCCAUCGACACACACAGGAGUGAUUCUUACUCCAGGCUGCGCUAGUUGACACCAGGAUUUAAGGACGCUCAUGAAGUGAAGCAAUAGUCAAUCAUAGUAGGGACCUACCAUUUCCCAGGAGAAAUAAGCCUGAUUCAUAAGCUUGCAAAGUCCUCACAGGCGAAAUGGCCAGAUCCACGCGCACAUGAGGAAUGAACAUCCAACUUCUUGGCUUGAAGAAAUAUGGGCCUGGAGAUUUGAUUGUGUCGCCAUGUCUUUGUUACUUUAAAGCACAUUGUCAGCGUUAAACUGUUCUUAAACUGCAGUUCCAUUUUUGUUCCUCUGAAUUUUCAUUUCAACAUCAAAAGUUAUUGAAGUGGAAAGUUAGGUGGAAAGCAUGGAGGAAGCAUAUGGAUGGGUCCUGACACCCCACCACCAUCUGAUGUAUUCCUCCAUAACAGGGGCUUUAUUCAGUGAUGUGAUUUCCUCUUCUGGCUACAGCUCCCGCAUUCCCAACCUCCAUCCACUCCACCUCACCUCCAAAACCUCAAGCCACUGCAAGCUGGAGUUCCGAGAAUGUUUUAUCCUCGAUUUCCUUUGCUCACAAACUGGAAGAAUCGUAAAGCCAUUUUCAAAGCCUGAGGUCAGUUCCCAUGUGGACUUGGAUGUGGCGAAGGUGCAUCAUGUGGGGAGCUGGCCUCCUCAGGUCAGAGGUUGAAAGGGAAGUACUCACCGAGAGAGAAUGCAACCCGAGAUCAUUUUCUGGUCAGAACCUCUCUUGCAUGGGGAAGCCUUCACGUGGUCUCAUUCUGCAUUUGACUCUGGUGUUGAGGAUCAGUAUUCAAUGAUGUCUUAUUCCAAACUUGCCUUUAAAUAAAAACACCUUUGGUUUUUGUCAUGUCCUCAUCGAGAUAUUUGAUGGUAAAAGCCAAUAGACAUCGAAAGGUGGGUACACCAUCAGAAACAUCUUAAGUUGAGUAAAUGGUCAAGCCAACCCAAAAAAAAACUAAAAUUGGGUGAUUGUGGGAGUGUGCAUUUUUGAUGCUAUGGUAGUGUCAAUAAGAGUAUGAGAUACACAAGGCUGCACCAUCAAAAGUGACACUAAUUUGUGUUAUUGUAAAUGUUGUUUAAAUGUUUAAGUACUUGGUAGCAUGGCACAUUUUGAUUUAUUUAUUUUCAAGGUGUUUUGGACAAAUAUAUUUUAAAUUCAUCAUUGUGUUAAUUUUAAUUGUUAAGUGUCUGAUUCAGGAAGUGAAGUAUCAGACAUUAAUUAUCAGCCUUAGUCUGGCUUGUGGGGAGAAAGAACCUUCAUAUUUUUUGCCGAAUCCAAAUCGGACAUCCGUGUAUAAAGAAAUCCACUUAUAAUUCCAUGAUUGGGUUGACAGCUCUCCCCGGAUUGCUCUGAAAUCUUCCGGAAUUGAAAGUUAAUCUCCAGGGUCCCGCUACGAGUAAGACCCAGGAAAAGAUUCACAGGGUUUAUAGAGAACUUUUAUCUCCCCGUUUCUUUGAGUGCAUCUUUUUAUUAGUUAUAAAAACGUAUGGCGGGGGAGGGGGUGGGGUGUUGGGUGGAGCUUAAUGGGAGAAGGGCUGUUUGACCUGGUAGAGGGAACAAGAGCAAGGGUGAUCAUGUGCUGGAAAUUUCCAGGAAUGCACCCACCCAGCACUGACACCCCUCCUUCCAAAGAGCUGAUGAAAGAGAGGUCGAUCUCUCUCCACAUGCAAACCAACAACCAGCUAAACCACACACUCCUGAUUAAAUAUUUCAAUCAAAUUUUAAUCGACAUGCAGUGGUGAGCUUUUAAAAGUAAAGAAUCCUCAGUUUAGAUGACAAUAUAUAGUUUUUAUAAAAUUAUAUUUGAACAAUCCAUGAUGGCCACUGGUGUGCAUUUCAAUAAUGGUGUAACUGAGACUCUGGACCUAAAUAAGAGCAACCCUGCUUAGUGCAGAGAGGGGUGGUUGGCGCUAACUUUUAGAUGACUAUGGCCAGCAUUUCUCAGUAUUCAUUGAUUAAAAGCGGCUGAAGGUGUUUUAGUGAACAGUUAAUCCUCUUUUUCCCAUAUAAAGGGUAACAUGACACCAAGCAGUUAGCAAAAUAAUGCUUUAAUUUCUUUCAUUCACUCCAAGUGCUAUGCAAGUUCAUAGAAGUUAAUUCAUUUUCAGGCAUAUCGUGACGCUUCAGUUUUUAUGUACACCUUUCAUAUUUAUAUGUAUAGAAAGUGCUAGAAUCAAUUGCUCUGUCCCUCUUUUCAUGUAUUGUUCAUUCUGUAAACUACCAAUUGUAAAUAAGUUUAG